AUGGGCAACGUGGAGGCGACGUCGUCCAUCGUGCCACCGGAGCUCGGCCACGCGCUGGUCAAGGUGGCCGUGUUCGCGGUGGUGCAGGCGCUGGUCUACCUCAUCCUGCGCAAGUCGUCGGACGUCUUCGCCCCGGGGAAGACGACGGCGAGGUCGUUCAGCUUCCGGCCGAUGCGGAGCAUGAGCGUCCGCCGCGUGCUGGCCGCCUUCUCCGACGUCCCCGUCGGCGUCCCGGAGCCGGAGGACGGCGCUGGCGCCGCGCCGUCGCCUUCGCCGGUGGACCCCGGGGAUGGGCCUGCCAGCUGCUUCAAGUGA
Molecule: messenger RNA, 315 nt
Organism: Miscanthus lutarioriparius
Lineage: Eukaryota; Viridiplantae; Streptophyta; Magnoliopsida; Poales; Poaceae
Source: the annotation of a GenBank genome assembly